Cladocopium goreaui is the source of this 759-nucleotide messenger RNA. The record is from the annotation of a GenBank genome assembly. NCBI's taxonomy places the organism in Eukaryota, Dinophyceae, Suessiales, Symbiodiniaceae.
AUGUUGGAUGGUCCUCUCGAGUUGGAAACCAAAGUCACCGAUAUGAUGGAGCUGUCUCACGAGGUUCCAGAGAAGUGGAGUUUCAUGAACAAAAAGGGCAAAGUCGUGAAGAGAAAGACCGUGGUUGUCAAAAAGAAGGAUCCAAAGUCCUGUCACCUUCCAACACGCUCCCAGGCGUACUCCCUGGCUGCGUACAAAAUGGGCCUUGGAUUAAACUUUGCCUGCAAAGCGGAGGAUACCGUGGUCAUCCCUGAAGCGCCACUCUCGGAGGAUGAGGAUGCUAUGUCCAAGUGGGAGGACAAUGGCAAGAGGCAACUGGGCUGUAUCAGGACGACAGAAGAAGAAACCUUUUUGGAGUGGGGUUUAUACGCCAAGCUAAAACUCAUAGUUGAAACAAAGAACGGCAAACGCACUGUCAAGCUGCCAGACAACAAGACCUACGACCUUGACGAAGAGCCCAAGGAUGUUGAUGUCGAAGGCUGGGUCAUAGAUGCCUUCAACGAAGAAAGCCGAAUGAAGAUCGGCAACCUCAGCAAGGGCCGGCAGAGAAUGCUGCUAAGUGCGGCCCAAUCGCAACUUGCCGUGGCAACUUCGCUUUAUGACUCAGACAUCCUCAUGGCGGCCGUCCUAGGUCUUCAAGCCAAAGGCUCUGUGGGUCUUAUCACGCCCGAUGUCCCCGACGAGUACGUCCUUUUGGCACGUUGCAUCGUUGCACCUCGGCGGGUCCUCGCCUGGCUUACCCUGGAGAGUGACGGAUAG